Morus notabilis is the source of this 2546-nucleotide messenger RNA. RefSeq lists its product as uncharacterized. Bases 144 to 2324 code for a protein of 726 amino acids. The record is from RefSeq and is a predicted model, not a curated record. Lineage: Eukaryota; Viridiplantae; Streptophyta; Magnoliopsida; Rosales; Moraceae. The transcript has 5 exons.
UGCAAAAAAUAAAUAAAUAAAUAAAUAAAUAGAGAGAGAGAGAGAGUUGACUCACUGUACAUCUCCACGACCUUUGAUAUACAUCUAAAAGUGGAGUCUUUUAUGCUAACCAGCUGAUAAAGAACGAAAUCGUAGAUCAAAUCAUGGCAGAGAAGAGAGGAAGCAUUGCCUUCUUCGCAACCUAUCGGCCACCGGUUGCGCUCGACAUAUUCUCUUGCCCACAGGAGCUUCCACAGACGACAUCGAAUCAUCAAGGUCAUGAGGUUCACAUGACUGACGGAAAAUCUUACAAUUACAACGCCAAAGUCAUCCCACCCGCGGCUCUGAAGACAAUCCUCAAGCGUCCAGAAUUGGCUUCGCAGCGCAUUUACAAAGCGGCCGAUGUGGAUUCCGGUCAUCUCUCCGGCUUGAUUUUUGUCUCCGAACGAGACAACCUUGAAACGCUUCACAUAGCUCUCCGCUUCAAUGAUGACACAGUGCCGAAAGUCUUCAGUUUGGCCGAUGUUUUCGGCACAAGAUCCUUCAAUGGUGUUCGUAUGGAAGACAGCGGUUGCUUCGCCGGUGAUUAUCUCAUCUAUGUCUCCACUAAGGAACCCGCCGUUCGUCGUCGUCAGCCCUGGACUGCCGUUUAUAGAACCAAUCUUAAGACCGGGAAAACCGACCGCCUCACCCCAUUAGGGGAAGCUGAUUUAAGCCCUUCCGUGUCACCGUGUGGAAAGAAGAUAGCGGUGGCGUCAUUCGAAAGAAAGAAACAUCAAUGGGAUGGCGAGAUCGAGGAUCUAAAGACUAACAUUUUUGUGAUGAAUGUAGAGGAGCCCUUUGACCGGAAUUUAGUUAUAAGGAACGGUGGGUGGCCAACAUGGGGAGAUGAGGAUGUAAUAUUUUUCCACCGCAAGGAUGAGGGGUUUUGGGGCGUGUACCAAGCUGAUAUUAGUGAUGGUCUAACAUAUUCUCUUGUUACACCGAAGGGAAUUGAUGCGAUAACUCCGGCAGCCAUCAACGACACCACAGUAGUAGUCGCAACUAUUCGUAAGAAAUCGAAGUUGACUGAUGUCCUCCUUGAAGAAGCACAAUAUCGACACAUUGAGAUUUUUGAUUCGACUCAACCACAAAAGUCCAUACAUCUCACUCGAAAAAUUAGGCCAAAGGCCGACCAUUUCAACCCCUUUGUGAUAGACAUUGGUGGGAAUAAGCGCAUCGGUUACCACCGUUGCAAGAUCGAACACCUUAAGAGUGAAGACGAUAUACCAAAACGGUUCCACCAACUCCGCUCUCCGCAUCAGGAUAUAGGACUGUUUAGGGUGUCGGGAGUGUUUCCGACAUUUUCCAACGACGGCUCCAAGCUUGCCUUCGUUGACAAUGAGUUCAAAUCUCUAUGGGUAGUCGAUAAUAAUGGACCGAAUCGUGUUUACACGAUGAAAUAUGACAACAUGUUUGCGCCAGUUUGGAACCAAGAUCCACAGAAAGAUACGCUGUAUGUAUGCGUGGGACCUUCUUUCAGUGCUGACAAAGAAUUGCAGAUAUGCGCCAUCCUCGACGUGACGAGUGGAAAUCAGCAACGUAUAGACCUCACAAGACCUUCCAGUAAUGGCUUUUCAUGCAAUAGCGCCUUCCCAUCCACCAAUCGAGAAGGGACAAAAUUAGUUUAUCGAUCUACAAGAGGGGAUAAAAGAUACAAGAAUCUAUACAUAAUGGAGGACGCACAAGUAGGGGAAUAUGGGCAUGGCAAAAUAACAAGGCUAACAAAUGGGUCUUGGACUGACACACAUUGCCAAUGGUCGCCAACGGGAGACUGGAUAGUAUUCUCGUCAACCCGCGAUAAGCCUGAAGAUGCACCAAAAAGCGAUAACGGACUUGAUCCAGGAUAUUUUGCGAUAUAUCUAGUAAAGGUGAACGAUCCAUCAGUGGUCGUAAGAGUGACGGGAAGUGGGAGUGAUCUUACAGGGCAUGUGAACCAUCCAUUUUUUAGUCCGGACAGGAAGAGCAUAGUUGUGACAUCCGAUCUUGCUGGAGUGUCUGUCGAUCCCAUCUCUUUACCUCUCUUCUUGCACUCCGUGAGGCCUUACGGAGAUAUCUUCACCAUCGAUAUUGACCCCGAUGAUAUAAACAAGAAUUGGGAUGUGAAGGAGUUCAAUCGCAUCACACAUAGUAGGUAUGAGAAUGCCACUGGUAGUUGGACUGUUUUCUCAACUCGAGACUCGAAAGCAGAGUGGAACCGGUUGCUUCGAGACAAAGACAACCCUAGGCCAUGCCCUUAUGCACACGGUGAUGGAGGCGAAAGUUGGCAAACGGAAGUCAACCUUGUCAUCCCGAAAAGAUGUUGAUUGCCUUUGUGUAACUGUCUUCUAUUGAUCAUAUCCAGUAUAAGCCUUCAUUUGAUGUUCCUAUACUAUCUCUUUCUUCAUCAAAUACUUCAAUAAUUCAAUGUAAGAGCCAUGGCUAAAGAACUGUACAAGCACUGCUUGUUGCUUUCAAACUUAAUACUAGAGAAAGCAAAUCUCGGUUGUUGUUUUCGAAAUGAAGCUUAUAAAGUACUCAACGAUGUU